Molecule: messenger RNA, 3563 nt
Organism: Tetranychus urticae (two-spotted spider mite)
Lineage: Eukaryota; Metazoa; Arthropoda; Arachnida; Trombidiformes; Tetranychidae
Product: recQ-like DNA helicase Blm
Biological process (GO): DNA replication; double-strand break repair via homologous recombination
Cellular component (GO): cytoplasm; nucleus; chromosome
Molecular function (GO): 3'-5' DNA helicase activity; ATP binding; nucleic acid binding
Source: RefSeq, a predicted model, not a curated record
GUCCCUGCUUUUUCAAAAUAAACCCGCCAACAGUUGUUUUUCUAUCAAAAGUGUUCUAUGUUUGUUUAUAUUAAAUCAGUAAACCAUUUUUAUAAUAAUUCGUUUAAUUUGAAUCAUGUCAUGUUCUGAUAAAGUUGUUAAAGUUGACUACCCAAAAAACAAUUGGAUCGAAUGGUGUAAAAAGAAGGGUUUAAGUGACCAUUUAUGGAAUAAAUUUUCUUCCCGUAAAGUUGAAAUCAAGCCAGAAGAAUGUAAACCUUUACGCUCAUUAAAUGAUAAAAUUAAGGAAGAAGAACUUGCCCAAUUUGGUGAUUUUGGUGAUAUUUUUGAUGAAGAUUUAGAUGAAGAUGUGGAUUACGAGAAAUCUUGUGCCAAACCCAGUAUAGGCUCUAUCAAAAUAGAGUCUCCGCCAUCCGUUUAUGUAACUCCAAAAGAAAAUUUGUCAGUUUUAAAUGGCUCUUCUUUUGAAAACUCAUCUUCUGACAAGCCGAAAUUUCAACCUCAAUUCAAUACACCGCAUACAUCUGGCUUCGUUAGUGCCUCACAAGUUGCUGCCAAGUUGCAGGAAUCUUCUUCUCAUAAAUCAAAUUAUUCAUUCGAACCUAUCACUGCCCCAGCCAGUAAUUUAAACUCUCCAUUAAAUAGCUUAAAUGUUCCUGGUCCAAGUAAUCGCUUCUAUCCAAGUAAUCGACCUGAACCUGAUGAAAUUGUUUUAGAUGAUGAUGAUGAAGAUGAAGUUAUCGAGGCUGCUGAAGGUGUUGGAGAUGAGGAAGAUUAUGAUGCCAUGUUCGACGAUGAUUUAGAAGAAAUUUUGGACAACGAAUCUUUCUUGGUAGAAGUUCCUCAUGAUGAAACACCAAUGCACACAAAUUUCAAUAACUUCAAUAACUUCAAUAAUCUAACCAAUAAUGAGUCUAUUCGAAGUGAAUUCGAUUCGAGUUAUGCUGGUAACUCUUCUGCAUACUUUGACAAAGAUGUAAGCGUGAUUCAGUAUAAUUUUAAUGAUGGUGUCGAUGAAGUAGUGCAAACAGCUGGUACAAAAUUCUUAGGUCACCAUCGUAAUGAUGGUGAUGAUCCCAAAUUAAAAUCAGUUGCGUUGAAACAUUCAGCUGAAAUGUUGAGAGUUUUCAAGGAAAUAUUUGGUCUCAAAAAAUUUCGAACCAAUCAAUUGGAAGCUAUAAACGCUGCUUGUCAAGGCGAAGAUUGCUUUAUUCUUAUGCCUACUGGUGGUGGUAAAAGUAUCUGUUAUCAACUGCCCGCUCUCAUUGAUCCAGGCGUGACCAUAGUUAUAUCUCCGUUAAGGUCUCUAAUUCAAGAUCAAGUUACAAAAUUGAACCUUUUAGAUGUCCCAACGGAAGCCUUAACUGGCGAUACAGAGGCUGAAAAAGUUCAAGAGAUACUUAGAGACUUAAGAAGUGAGAUACCAAUUACCAAGCUUUUAUAUCUAACACCUGAAAAGAUUAGUGCUUCAGAGACAAUACAAUCUAUUUUCCGAUCACUCAAUUCCAAAGGAUUGCUUUCAAGAUUUGUUAUCGACGAGGCUCAUUGUGUUUCGCAAUGGGGACACGAUUUUCGCCCCGAUUACAAGAAACUGUGUGAAUUACGAAUACAAUUUCCUAAUGUUCCAAUAAUGGCACUGACAGCAACUGCUACUCCCCGAGUUCGUGUUGACAUUCUUCAUCAAUUGCGUAUUGAAAAACCAAGAUGGUUUAUACAAAGUUUCAAUCGUCCCAAUUUAAAGUUUGAAGUUCUGCCUAAAAAGAAGGAUACUGUCCAGGAAAUUGCUUCUCUCAUCAAGUCAAAAUUUCCAAAUAAAAGUGGCAUUAUUUAUUGUUUAUCUAGAGCUGAAUGUGAAAAUGUGGCACAGCAAUUGAUCAAUAAAAGAAUCAAAGCAUCAGAAUAUCAUGCUGGAAUGGAAGACGAGAGAAGAGCCGAUGUUCAAAACCAAUGGAUUAAUAAUAACAUCAAAGUAAUUUGUGCUACCAUCGCCUUUGGAAUGGGAAUUGAUAAACCAGAUGUGCGUUUUGUUAUUCAUUAUUCUCUGCCGAAAUCAAUUGAAGGCUACUAUCAAGAAUCUGGUCGAGCUGGUAGAGAUGGUGAUUUAUCAUACUGUUAUUUAUAUUUUGCUCCUGCUGAUAAACUGAGACUGUACCGCUUACUGGAUAGAAGUGAAGCUAAAGGAACGCCAAUUCAUAAGAUUCAUAUUGAAAAUGUCAAUCUGAUGACCUUUUAUUGUUGCAAUAAAGCGGAAUGUCGAAGAGUUCAAAUGUUGGCAUAUUUUGGAGAAUUAUUUGAUGAAAAAGAAUGUAAAAAGAACAAAGCAACUGCCUGUGAUAAUUGUUCAAGUCAACAAAACUUCCAAGAAGAAGAUAUAACAGAGGAUGCAAAAGCGAUCGUAAAAAGUGUAGACACAAUGAACCGAGGGCAACGCAGAAACUUCACUUUAAAUCAUUUAGCUGACGUUUACAAAGGUUCGAACAAUAAACAAAUCAUGGGAUUAAGACAUAACGAGCUUCCAGCCCAUGGAAAAGGAAAACGUUUAUGUAAAGACGAUAUUGAUCGAAUUCUGAGAAAAUUGGUUUGUGAUAACUAUCUUCGUGAAGAUUUGGUUGUGUUACCAAAACAAGAUAUGGCAGCUAUUUAUGUUAGACCAGGAAAAGAAAGUGUUAAAUUGUUAAAUGGUUCUGUGAGGUACACAAUUCCUUUGGCGAGAACUCAAGCUAAAGCUGAUAAUGAAAGAACUAAGGAUAAAGAGUUGGCUGAGGACAAGGCAUUGCGUCAAUUAUCUGAUAGAUGUUAUGAAGCAUUGGUCGAAGUAUCGAAACAAAUUGCCAACAGUACUAAAGCAUUUGGAAAUAAAACCGCUUACCAUCACGUUAUUCCACUUGAAGCUCUCCGUGAGAUGUCAGUUAAAUUACCAUUAACUGAACAAGAUAUGCUUGCUAUUCCUCAUGUUUCUGGUCAUUGGUAUAGCAAAUAUGGUUUAAGAUACUUAAAUGUAACCCAAAGUUACAAUGAAUUGAAAAAUGAAAUUGAAUUUAAGAAACUACAAUCUGAAUUACAAGCAAGCGCUAGUCAAGACAAACAAUCAAAUAGCGCUAAGCGCAAAAAAGCUGGAGGACCUUCAACAAGUUAUGAGCCAUUACCAGUGAAAAAGAAAGCGUUCAAUGGUUGGUCUAACAAAAGUAAUCAACCUAGAAAAGGUCCCUCUUCAACUUUAUCUUCAAAUACGGGUGAAAAUAGGUUUCCUAAUUCUAAAUCAUUCAACAAAAGUAAUUCCUCUAAUAAAAAUAACUCUACUGCUAAAAGUAAUGGUAAAAAAAAUCCUUAUAUAUUUUAUUGAUUCUUUACAGGUGAUUAAAAGUCAAUCGUUUCGCAUCACAGUGCAUCACAAUUUUUCAGAUCAUUCAAUGUUCAUGCAUUUUCACACCUUUUCAUACUUUUCAUCAAAAUUUCAACUUUAUUUAUUUUCUCAAUAUUAAAUCAAUUACUUUGUACCAUAGACAUUAACUAAAUCACAUUAUUUUUUAAAUAAACAAUCAGACAAUAUUCUGCUUGAUUAA